AAAUGAAAAAUAAAUUCAGAAUGAGAAGAAGAGUUACAGAAAUACCUUCUAUUUCUUGGAUUAAUCUGUAAUUUAUUUAAUUUGUUUUCUACUCUCAAGUGCCCUCCUUGUCACUGAAUCUGAGACAAGAUGUUACGGAAUUAAAAAAGUCUUGGGGUUGACCAGGCAAUAGUUACAUGACUGGUGGCAAGCUUACCCACUCUCAGUCAGAUUUACGGGAUGUCCUGCGAUUUCUGGUACCUCUGUCCUCUCUGCCAGUCUUCCCUGCGCUGUGUGUGGAACCUCAGGUCUUCCCUGUGUGUCUCUGCACACCCAUUUUCUAGUCUCACCUGAGUCCCAUAUGCCAGAGGCUUCAAACACAGCCCAGUAACCCCUCAUGGGAGAUUAUAAUAUGUCCCUGUUCUUUUAUUCCCACUUCUCAGGAAUCAUUUCUGCAGCAGGCGACUGCAUACUUGAGUUUGCUUCCCACCAUGGAGUACUGUGGUGCCUCUACUCUUAGAAGGUCCCUUUCUCCCUUGGGCUGUCUGUAUGCAUCCCCUUUUUUCUCCUUGCUGUCAUUUGUCUAUGGGAUGAAUAAUCUGGGCUGUUUUAAAUAGUUGGUGUCUCUCUUGGGAGACUGAGGCAAGGUUCUGGUCUGCUAAUCACCUCAAAGCUGUGGUUCCAAGGCAGAUGGCACAAACCACAUGCUCCUCUCCGUUUUGAUGUUGUUUUGUGUUGUCAGGUCCCUCCCCAGUCCCCAAGGGCUUUGGCAUCAUUGCCAGAUCCCCCAUUCUUUGGGGUUUGACCAGUAUUUCCUUGUGAAAAGGUGGAGAAGUUCUCUCCAGCUGAGCAGGCAGCUCUGGAGCUGGCAGGCAGGGACGGCUUAGGGUCACGUCUCCAGAGCUCGACAGUGCGUCAGCUUUGACCAUUACCCCAAUGUAUUUACUCGUGACGAUCCGCCCUUCCUCACCCUCUGUCUCUGUGACCCUGCAGGCUGCUUCUCCAGUAAAUUUAGUCCAGCCUGGUGUUCUUGGUGCUGGCUGGGACACAGUGCCGCCAGUAGUCUGGCACGUGGAGGAAAUAUCACCCACGUGUUCUGUAUAUUGAUAUCGAUAUCCAUCAUGGAGACGGUGUGCAGGAGGCUUUCUACUUGACGGACCGUGUCAUGACAGUGUCGUUUCAUAAAUAUGGGAACUAUUUCUUUCCUGGUACAGGUGACAUGUAUGAAGUUGGCGCAGAGAGCGGUCGUUACUACUGUCUCAACGUGCCUCUACGAGAUGGCAUUGACGACCAAAGUUAUAAACACCUCUUCCAGCCAGUCAUUAACCAGGUGGUAGAUUACUAUCAGCCCACCUGCAUAGUAUUGCAGUGCGGUGCUGAUUCUCUGGGUUGUGACCGUUUGGGUUGUUUUAACCUCAGUAUAAGAGGACAUGGGGAGUGCGUGGAGUACGUAAAGAGCUUCAACAUCCCCUUGCUGGUGCUGGGAGGAGGUGGUUACACAGUCCGCAAUGUGGCACGAUGCUGGACUUAUGAAACGUCAUUGCUCGUAGAUGAAGCAAUCAGCGAAGAGCUCCCAUACAGUGAGUACUUUGAAUACUUCGCUCCAGACUUCACCCUUCAUCCUGACGUCAGUACGAGGAUUGAAAAUCAAAACUCCAGGCAGUACUUGGAUCAGAUCAGGCAGACGAUAUUUGAGAACCUGAAAAUGCUGAACCAUGCUCCCAGCGUGCAGAUCCAUGAUGUCCCUUCUGACUUGCUCAGCUACGAUCGCACAGAUGAGCCUGAUCCAGAGGAAAGAGGAUCUGAGGAAAACUACAGCAGGCCUGAAGCUGCCAACGAGUUUUAUGACGGUGACCACGAUAAUGACAAAGAGAGUGACGUUGAGAUCUGAGGGCUUUGGUGUGAGGCUCAGGACUGUGGGGGGGUCCCACAUUGGACAUGGGUGCUUGGAGCAAAUAACGGGGCCACGUAGGAGCCGGUUAGCCCUCCCUUCCUCUUUGAUCGCAUGCGGUGGCAGCAGAAACGCCACCACUACGGGCUUCUGCCAACUGGAGAGGCCGUGAGCAGUGAAAUGUAUUCCUUACUUUCCACCACGUGUCACAGUUCCAGCUGUCACCGCUCUGGGAAAUGGAAAUUUAAGUUAACGUUCGAAUCUGUGCUGCGUACUGGCUGGUGGCCGUGCGACUGCCUUCGGAGCCUGACCCGGUCACCUCCCGUAACUCCUGUGCGGGCCUCUGCCAGCGAGGUGGGAGCUGGAGCAGUUGUGCCUAUGAUCUCUGCCUCUCUUCAGCAGCAAAAUCCUGCUCUCCCCAGCCCUGCACUCAGGUACCCAGUCGACUGUCCUCUGAAGCCUGCACAGAGAGUUGCUUCCUGAUGUCCCUUCUAACCAUCUGAUGCUCCACAGCUCAAGGAAAACUAGUCGAGAAGACAAGGCCAGGUGUGGGAUAGGGAUCAGAAGUGUUCCUGGAGCAGGGAGCAGCUUGAUGGAGUGGGAUGGAAGAAUGUAUGCAGAGCAUAGUCUUGUUCGUUCCCCCCCCAUACUCAGUUUUGUGUUCCCAAAUGAGUACUGCAACACUUUGCCGAGUUGGACCUAAUUUCCCUGUUUUCUUUAUUCUUCGAGAGGCUAAAAUCACUGUGGAACAGAGGUUUGGCUGCCAAGGUCAGUACAUGGUGUCUCUUGCACUUCUAAUGUAGCUUCCAGCUGUGUUUUCCAAGUUCACGCGUGGCCCUUCUGUGUGUGAGCAAGAGAUCUGGGCUGCUGGCACGGGGUGGAAACCGUUCCCUCUUGACUGUACCCAGGAGACAUUGCUCUGCUCGUGGGUGAGGGAAGCUGCUUCCUCCAAGUCCUGUCGCCUUGCCCUCACACAGCAGAGAUUUCUUUUGGCCGUCCCUCAAAUCCCAAACUUUGCUGCUCCUUCUCCCGAGUCGUCACCUGGUACCUGUCGUGGUUUGGAGUCUACCGUCCGGGGAGGCGGAGGGGGUUUGCCUCUGUACUGUUCUGUUUGUUUACUGACGUCUUUAAACAUUAAAUGAAGAGGCAGUAUUUUUCUUACCUGA
This is a messenger RNA of Grus americana (Whooping crane), 3036 nucleotides long. It is a transcript of the gene HDAC3, whose product is annotated as histone deacetylase 3. The transcript has 10 exons. Lineage: Eukaryota; Metazoa; Chordata; Aves; Gruiformes; Gruidae. The record is from RefSeq and is a predicted model, not a curated record. Gene Ontology annotation, molecular function: histone deacetylase activity. Bases 1145 to 1870 code for a protein of 241 amino acids.